Messenger RNA from Mesitornis unicolor (brown roatelo), 1077 nucleotides. Its product is annotated as protein sel-1 homolog 1-like. Gene Ontology annotation, biological process: ERAD pathway. NCBI's taxonomy places the organism in Eukaryota, Metazoa, Chordata, Aves, Mesitornithiformes, Mesitornithidae. The record is from RefSeq and is a predicted model, not a curated record. Gene Ontology annotation, cellular component: endoplasmic reticulum membrane. Gene Ontology annotation, molecular function: protein binding. The annotation marks the transcript as partial. The transcript has 11 exons.
AUGCCCGGAUAUGUAAUUUCAGUGUUGACAGCUAUUGGAGGCACUGCGGAUGGUGAACCUUGCCUCUUCCCGUUUCUGUUUAUGGAGAAGGAGUAUGCAGAGUGCACUGCAGAUGGGAGGGAAGACGGCAGGCUUUGGUGUGCAACAACCUACGAUUACAAGAAAGAUCAGAAGUGGGGCUUCUGUGAAACUGAAGAGCAGUCUAAUAAGAGAAGGCAGAUGCAAGAAGCUGAGGAUGUUUAUCAGACUGGAAUGAAAAUCCUUAAUGAAAGCAGUAAAAAGGCUCAGAAGAAAGAAGCAUAUCAAUAUCUUCUGAAAGCAGCUGACAUGAAUCAUACCAAGGCAAUGGAGAAAGUGUCUUAUGCUCUGUUGUUUGGGGAUUACUUGAAGCAGAACAUCCAGUCAUCAAAAGAGCUAUUUGAAAAGCUAACAGAAGAAGGUUCUCCUAAAGGACAAAUGGCUCUCGGAUUUCUCUAUGCAUCUGGUCUAGGAGUCAAUUCUAGUCAAGCUAAGGCCCUGGUGUAUUACACUUUUGGAGCUUUAGGAGGAAAUCUGAUUGCCCAUAUGAUCUUGGGUUACCGGUACUGGGCUGGAAUAGGAGUCCUUCAAAGCUGUGAAUCUGCUCUCACUCACUACCGACUUGUAGCUAAUCACGUUGCCAGUGACAUUUCUUUGACCGGUGGCACUGUGGUUCAGCGAAUUCGCUUAGCAGAUGAAGUAGAAAAUCCAGGGAUGGCAAGUGGGAUGCUAGAAGAAGACUUGAUUCAGUAUUACCAGUUUUUAGCAGAGAAAGGAGAUGUACAAGCACAGGUUGGCCUUGGACAGUUACACUUGCAUGGAGGAAGAGGAGUAGAGCAAAAUCAUCAGCGAGCAUUUGAGUACUUCAAUCAAGCAGCUAAUGCUGGCAAUUCACAUGCCAUGGCCUUUCUAGGAAAGAUGUACUCGGAAGGAAGUGAUGUUGUACCUCAAAGCAACGAAACGGCUCUUCAGUAUUUCAAGAAAGCUGCUGAUAUGGGUAAUCCAGUUGGACAGAGUGGAUUAGGGAUGGCUUACCUCUACGGAAGAGGUGUUCCUGUG